This is a messenger RNA of Manihot esculenta (cassava), 597 nucleotides long. Its product is annotated as cell surface glycoprotein 1-like. The record is from RefSeq and is a predicted model, not a curated record. Bases 1 to 597 code for a protein of 198 amino acids. The transcript has a single exon. NCBI's taxonomy places the organism in Eukaryota, Viridiplantae, Streptophyta, Magnoliopsida, Malpighiales, Euphorbiaceae.
AUGUGGAAGAAAUUAGGGUUACCCAGACCACCCAGCCCCUCUGACAGUGACGAUGAAGCGUGGGACACACUACCAACAACCACCACCAACACCGAGACACCACCGGCCACAAGUACAGAAACAGGACGCACCGACUCACCGGCCGUCCAGAUAUAUCGCCGGCAAACGAAACGGCAAAGAACGCCGCCAUCCACAAUAGCCCCGACGGCAGACCCUGAGGGCAAAAAGUUACCCGAAGCCACCACUCCCACCGGCCACAGCCAGAAACGGCCAAGAACUCAGUCGCCACCGAGGUCAGAGCCAGAGUUGGAACCUACCAUCGCCAAAGAAACUGAUGCACCCACGGAUCUGCCAUGUGAUGUGCCCACCGAUUCCACCACUGAUGUGCCCAUGGACACGACUACUGAUGCGCCCAGCAAUGUGCAAAGCACUAUGCCAAGCUCUAUGCCAAGCGCUGAUAUGCCCACUGAUAUGACCAAGGAUCUGCCAAGUGCUGCGCCCAGCAAUGUGCCACACGCUGUGCCCAACGACGUGCCUACUGAUUUCACCAGCGCUGUGCCCAGUGAUACGCCCACGGACUUACCAGCGACGCACUAA